Molecule: messenger RNA, 354 nt
Organism: Ruditapes philippinarum (Manila clam)
Lineage: Eukaryota; Metazoa; Mollusca; Bivalvia; Venerida; Veneridae
Product: centrosomal protein of 97 kDa-like
Molecular function (GO): protein binding
Source: RefSeq, a predicted model, not a curated record
UUUGUCGUUACAUAUUGUCAAUUCCCAAGCGGGAACAUGGCGGACAGAGAGAUGGAGGGCACUUUAUUAGACCUGUCUGACCGAGGUCUGACUAAACUAGAGAUCCCCCUGGGUGAGAGCCCUACAGCACUUAUAGCAGACAGAAACAGUAUCACUCGUAUAGAGAACCUAGAUCAGUGCCCACAGCUUAAACAGUUAUCAUUGAAGAGUAAUCGUCUUGUACAUUUGAAUGGUGUGAAUAGAUUGAGACAUCUUACAGUGCUGAACUUACCACAGAACAGUAUCAUCGCAAUAGAAGGUGUAAGAGAAUUGGCAGAAUUGGCAUGGCUGAAUUUGUCCGGCAACAGUAUAAAG